AUGGGUGUUCUCCAGCUCCAUAAUCCCUCUCACUCCUGCACUUUGCUGCACCGGGCCAACCAGAUGCGUCUCACAGGUACCCUGUGUGAUGUCAUCAUCACAGUGGAUGGUCAGGAGUUCCCAGCGCACCGCACGGUCCUGGCCUGCACCAGCAAGAUGUUUGAGAUCCUGUUCCAUCGCAGCAGCCUGCGGUACGCUCUGGACUUCCUGUCCCCCAAGACCUUCCAGCAGAUCCUGGAGUAUGCAUACACAGCCUCUCUGCAGGCCACCGCCGAAGACCUGGAUGACCUUCUGUACGCGGCAGAGAUACUGGAGAUAGAGUAUCUAGAAGAGCAGUGCCUCAAGGUGCUUGAAACCAUCCAGCACGAGGAGAGCCAUGAUGUUGCACUGAAAAAUCACAGUCCAACAGACCAUAGUGAGCCACGUGCCCGCCACUGGCGACAAAUGCUAAUAUCAAAAAAGAAUUCCAUACAAGAUGGGCCUGCGCGCACCAACUCCUCUGUCUUGCACCAGCUGGCACUAUACCACAUGAGCGACAGAAGCCCCACUAACAUGGAGCAGAAUAACACACCACUCAGCCCCAAACUGCUUCAAGAGAGAGCUCUCAAGAGUAGCCACAACUCCCCCUCAGAGCUGUCCCAGGUCACCUCUCUGGACCCCGACAGCAUCAAGUGUGAGAGCAUGCAGGUGGACGAGUCUGAGGGCCACGGCCGGCCCUCCAGCCCAGACCAGGGCAGCUGUGUGUCUGACCAGCCUCAGGAGGAUGGGCCCGGGACGCCUCUGAGGGGCAGCGUCAUCACCAGUGCCCGAGAGCUGCACUCCAGCCCUGAGCAUGGAGGGGCAGUGGGCAACGCUCUGGACUCUUUCCCUGGGAUCGGAGACAAACUUACGAGCUCUAUUUAUUCCAUGAGUGCCAACCACACAGGGGACGGGAUGAUGCCAAUGUCAUUAGCCCCACCUUUGGGUGUCUCACUGGACCCAAGGGCCUACGGUGGCCUGUUGCACCAAGGUCUGCUCCACCGAGAACUCCUGAAUCGACUGGGCCAGUUUGCAGCAGGCAUGAGGCAGGAGGGGCAGAGCCAAGGCCAGUGCUGCGGAGAGUGUGGACUUCAGCUGCACAGUCGUCAGGCCAUGGAGCAGCACAGGAGGCUGCACUCUGAGGAGAAGGGCCACGGCUGCGAGUUCUGUGGUAAACACUUUCAGGACAGCAUGCGGCUCAGGAUGCACAUGCUGUCUCAUACAGCUCCUGCUGAAGCGCUAGUUUGUGAUCAGUGUGCGGCCACAUUCUCCUCUGAAGAUGCCCUGGAAGCCCACAGACAAACCCACACAGGGACUGACAUGGCGGUGUUCUGUCUGCUGUGUGCAAAGCGCUUCCAGACACAGAAGGCCCUGCAGCAGCACAUGGAGGUCCACACUGGCAUGCACAGCUAUAUCUGUAGCCACUGCGAGCGCCCUUUUCCCAGCCACACCACUCUCAAAAGACACUUGCGUUCGCACACAGGCGACCACCCGUUUGAGUGCGAGUUCUGUGGGAGCUGCUUCAGAGAUGACGGCACACUGAGGGGCCACAAGCGCAUCCACACAGGAGAGAAGCCUUACGAGUGCAACGGCUGCGGCAAGAGGUUCAGCCUGAAGCACCAGCUGGAGACGCACUACCGCGUGCACACAGGGGAGAAGCCAUUUGAGUGUAAGUUGUGUCAUCAACGCUCAAGAGACUAUUCAGCGAUGAUCAAGCACCUGCGCACUCACAAUGGAGCGUCUCCAUAUCAGUGCACCAUCUGCCAGGACUUCUGCCCCAGCCUGGCCGCCAUGCAGAAGCACAUAAAGGGCCACAACCCCGAAGACGUGCCCCCCGACUGGAGGAUAGAGAAGACCUACCUGUACGUCUGCUACGUCUGA
Messenger RNA from Knipowitschia caucasica, 1899 nucleotides. The record is from the annotation of a GenBank genome assembly. Lineage: Eukaryota; Metazoa; Chordata; Actinopteri; Gobiiformes; Gobiidae.